Molecule: messenger RNA, 1755 nt
Organism: Saccostrea echinata
Lineage: Eukaryota; Metazoa; Mollusca; Bivalvia; Ostreida; Ostreidae
Exons: 3
Coding region: 375-1247 (290 amino acids)
Source: RefSeq, a predicted model, not a curated record
CUGUUAAUUACAUGUAUGUUCAUCGCAGUGUUCUAUCUUAACAUAUCAAGCGAAGAAAUAAAGCUUUUAUGUGAUAAGCUAAACUGAAAAGACGUUUUAAAAAAACAAUACGAACUUCACACGAUAUGAUCGCAUUGCAUAGCAGGUAAUUGUUUUCUUAACAAAGAAAAGAAAGCCAAUCAAACGCUUGUCAGAUUUUUAAAACACAGUGUUUAGUGACACAAAAAAUACGUAUCUAAAUGAUUUACCCCUUUCAUUUUAUAAUCUGGUUUAGUACUGUGCUACAACGACGUAAUGAGAACAUUCAUGAUAAGUUUAAGUCUUCCCAUCAAGAACUAUUUUUUGUGAAAAAAAUAAACAAUUAUAUAUAAACGAUGGGUUGCUGCGGAGAGGCUUCCGGUUGGGCGAAGAUUGGUUUUCUGCUGUUGAUGUGUGCUACAGGACUUCAAAUUGCGGGCAAUGUGACCAACAACUGGAUGACGUAUAACACAGUGAAGGACACCUUCGACCUCCGGGUGGGAUUGUGGUGGUUCACUAACUGCUCCGGUGGGGUAUCUUGUCACACCGAGAACACCCCCUCUCAGUAUCUGUCGUUUGAAGUAACGUUAGUGAGGUGGUUUGAGGUAGCCGCUGCAGGACUUAUGUUUAUUUGCCUCAUCGUCAGCGGUUUUUAUGUGGCUACCGAGAGGUGCCGCACAAGGGCGGUGGCAGUGGUCCUGCUUCUGGUGACGCUUAUAGCAGCUGGUCUUGCCAUUGCUGGGAUUGUGUUAUGGAUACUACAAGUGGAGUCGCCAUAUUACCCCGCCUGGUCCAUGGGCCUCUCCGCUCUCGCCUCCGCCCUCGUCCUCAUCACCACAAUGUGUCUGAUUCCCGACAUCAAGGAAAAUAAAUACGAACCUAAAUCCACAGUUCACCCUGAUAAUGGCAGCAAAUACAAUCGUCUGGAGAAAUCUGACAGCAUUCUUAGCAGAGACGGGCGUAGUGACAAAAUCGUCAGACGACCCUCUGACGUCAUCGUAACGUCAAUCGGUGACACCCCUCGUGACUACAAAAAGUCAGGUGAUCUCGGGAGGGAAUACGGAAGACAGAACCGACGUGAGAGCAGAGUCAGCGCCGACUACAAUCCGUACCCCUAUGGACCAAGAUCUACCAAAGAUCCUUUCACCAGUGGAUUCGAUAGAUUUGAACUUGAAGUCAUCACGCCGUCUGCCCCUCCAAGAUAUGACUAUAUGCAGAAAAAAUUCUAAAUAUAAAAAAAAACACUUCCUGCAACUCAAUACUCAAUUUUAAGUUAGAUAGAAAGAAUGGACAAAAAAGACCAGGUCUGUAGAGCAUUGGUCAUAAGAAAAAUCGGAUAGACAACCAUACCGAUUAAUUUUUCAGACCUGUGAGCUGAAAAAUUCUUCCGGCUGAGACAGGUUACAUUUAUAUUGUCCUCAAAAACGUCAAUAUUUGUUUCUUAAUCAUUUGGAAAAAGUUGAAAAAUGUCACUAAAAUUAUUUUGUACAUGGUUUGAAUUAAGAAUGAUAUCCAAAGAAAUGGAUUUCAAACGAUUAUCUUGAGAGAGUGUUAGAGAUGAAAUAUGCAGAGGCCAGUUUUACAUACGAACUAAGGACUAAGACCACAAUCUUUGGUUCAUUGUAAAAUUCUGCAAAAUUGAUUAUUCUUUGUAAAAUUGCUAGCAUAAAUAAUAAUAAUAGUAAUAAGCAGAAUUAAGUUUUGGUGUUAGUCGUUAGUUCUUUUAUAAAAUGGGUC